This is a messenger RNA of Vigna unguiculata (cowpea), 1052 nucleotides long. Its product is annotated as Pectin lyase-like superfamily protein. Gene Ontology annotation, molecular function: pectinesterase activity. The record is from RefSeq and is a predicted model, not a curated record. Gene Ontology annotation, biological process: cell wall modification; pectin catabolic process. NCBI's taxonomy places the organism in Eukaryota, Viridiplantae, Streptophyta, Magnoliopsida, Fabales, Fabaceae.
CACAUUCUCUUCCUUAAGACAUGCCUAAUCUUCCUUCAUCUUCUUCUUUUCUUCUUUCUGCUAUUCUCAUUUUUUGCAUCUCACAUUCUGCCCUUGCCACCAACCAUGCAGAAACUAUCGCUGACUCUCCUAUGUUGACGCAAAAGUUAGGAAUUAAUCGUACCAUCAAAGUAGACAUCAAUGGCAACGGGGAUUUCACAAGUGUACAAGCUGCCAUAGAUUCCAUUCCUGAAGAUAAUUCUCAGUGGGUAAUAGUUCAUAUCAGAAAAGGAGUAUACAGAGAAAAAGUGCGCAUACGAUCUAAUAAGCCUUAUAUAUUCCUGAGAGGGAAUGGGCGAGGAAGAACCGGCAUAACUUGGUCUCAGAGCUCUACAGACAACGUGGCUUCUGCCACCGUCAGAAUCGAAGCACAUGACGUCAUUGUCUUUGGGAUUAGCUUCCAGAAUGAGGCACCUACGGGGCGUGCUUAUACCUCGCAAAACCAAUCGGUGGCAGUGUAUGUGGCAGCAGAAAAAGUAGCAUUUUAUCAUUGUUCAUUUUACAGUACUCACAACACUCUGUUUGAUCAAAAAGGUAGACACUACUAUGCUAAUUGCUACAUUCAAGGCUCAAUUGAUUUCAUAUUUGGUCGUGCCAGAACAAUCUUCUAUCACCCUGAAAUAUUUGUGGUGGAUGAUAAAAGGUUAACGGUUCAAGGUUCAAUCACGGCUCAUAAUAGGGAAAAUGCAGAAGAGUUGAAUGGAUAUAUCUUCAUCAAAGGCAUGGUUUAUGGCACUGGUGCAGUUUACCUGGGAAGGGCCAAGGGUCCUUAUUCUAGGGUUAUUUUUUCUGAGACAUAUCUGUCCAAGACCAUUGUCCCUGCGGGGUGGACCAAUUGGAGCCAUUCUGGUAGCACAAAAAACAUAGUCCAUGGGGAGUACAAUUGCCGUGGACCUGGUGCUGUGAGGGAGGGACGUGCUCCUUGGUCGAUGCAGCUAACUAAGAAAGACGUUGAGCAAUUUUUAUCUAUUGAUUAUAUUGAUGGCAAAAAUUGGUUGCCAGUAUGGUUGUAA